This is a messenger RNA of Parnassius apollo (apollo), 402 nucleotides long. The record is from the annotation of a GenBank genome assembly. NCBI's taxonomy places the organism in Eukaryota, Metazoa, Arthropoda, Insecta, Lepidoptera, Papilionidae.
AUGGCUUUAACCCAACACGAAGCGGAGGUGAAAGAUGUUUUUCUACUAAAACUCAUUGAAUGUAACGCGGAGAAUCCUGUGAAUGUUGAUGAAAUUAAUAUGCUAAAAAACCACACUAUACCCGAAAGCAAGACCGCUAAAUGCCUUUUAGCGUGUGUUUUUAAAAAAACAUCUUGGAUGGACGAGAAAGGAUUGUUCGUGAUGGAAAAUGCGGUUAAACUAACAGAAGAAAAACACCCCAAAAACUCGCCAGCACUGGAAAAUUCUAAAAAACUGUUCGAACUGUGCACAAAAGUAAACGAAGAGAUUUUUAAUGAUGGAGAAGAAGACUGCGAAAGAGCUGCAAAGUUAGCUAGGUGCUUAAUAGAGAACGCGACCAAGCUCGGUUUCCAGUUGAAGUAA